AUGUCCUUUAAUUUUCAGCGGAACAGUGACGCGCACGUACCAAUUGACUGUUGUAAUAUUAGAAAAACUGCGGCGUUACCAGCUCAUUGGGUCUGGGACAGCGAGGGUUUCUUCUACAAACUCGGAGUUGUCGACUUUGCUGGAUGUUCUGCUGUGCAUAUGGUUGGGGGUAUUAUUGGAUUAAUCGCAACCGUUUACCUUAAACCACGACGGAAUCGUUUCAAUGAGGAUAGCGUUCAUCAGAUGAGUUCACCUACCAACGCUUUGCUAGGAACGUUCCUCCUUUGGUGGGGAUGGUUUGGUAUCAAUGCCGGAUCAGUUUGGGGGAUCACAGGUGGAAGAUGGAGACUUGGUGCCAGAGCGGCUGUUGCUACGAUUAUGAGCUCUAUUGGGGGAGGCGCGACGUCAAUAGUGAUAAGCUUUGUGAAAACAAAGAAACUACAAGUAAAUUUCCUAAUCAAUGGUAUACUGUCGUCGAUCGUAUCAAUCACAGCACUUUGCGCUGUUUCACGUCCAUGGCAUGCUCUUAUAAUCGGCGGUGUCUCAUCGGCAUUUUCAAUCUCAGUACUACCGUUGUUGGACCGAUUUAAAGUGGAUGAUCCUGUUGGAAUUGUGCCCAUACAUCUCACGUCCUCUAUAUGGGGCAUGGCUGCUGUUGGUAUCUUUUGUGAAAAGGAUCGAUAUUUGUCUGGUGCCACAAAUGGCCUCGCGGGUCUGCUCUAUUCGGGCCACUUCACUUUACUCGGAGUUCAACUUUUAUGUACGCUGACUAUUCUGGUAUAUAGCGCCACUUUUGGUUUACUGGUUCUUGUCCUGAUAAGCAAGAGCCCUCUUGGUCUAAGAGUCACCGACUAUGAGGAACAAAUUGGAGCCGACGUUAUUGAACACGGUUUGGCUGGAACGAAUGUUGCCAGAUAUGUUAUUGAGAAACCGCUGAGUACACGGACAUUCCAAACAGUAACAAAAGCGAUAACAAAGUGGAAAAUGUUGGCUAAAACGAAAAGUAGGUCGAAGCGAAUGGAGCAAGCAAGACAGAAACGACUCGAAGAAGAACGAGCAUUCACAGCUACUAAUAAUUUGAACGGAGCAAAUGGAAGCGCAAUAACAGGCAACGGGGUUCUGUUGCAACAUCGUCGUGUAUCCAGGGUCUCUCAAGGAGCAGAAGUACGUUCACCUCGAGAAAGUGGCUCUAAAUCGGAUCCUGACCCGGAAGCACAAACGCACAACGAAGAUCGUUCCAAACCGUCUUCACACAGUUCUACGAUAUCCACUCACGAAUCAUCACAGUCAGAAACAGCAGAGAACAAGAAUACAACGGAAAGCUCAUUCCAAAACGACGAUUCUCAGGACCCCACCCAAGUUUCACAGCACUCAAGUGCUUCUACAAGCACUGAUCGUCAACCAACAACCACGAACCGUCCUAUCACGACAAGCAGCAUUGCAGCUGCGGUCACUAGUACUAGACCGUCUACUGUUGGAAAGUUUGUGCGAUCACCCCAAGCACGACCGUUGACACCACCAGAUGAUAUUAGCAUGGGUGAAGAAGCGGUGAGCAGCUCCGCUCCUGUGCCGUCCGGAAAAAACAACAAAAUUGCGCCCCAGUAG
Molecule: messenger RNA, 1605 nt
Organism: Necator americanus (New World hookworm)
Lineage: Eukaryota; Metazoa; Nematoda; Chromadorea; Rhabditida; Ancylostomatidae
Exons: 12
Coding region: 1-1605 (534 amino acids)
Biological process (GO): ammonium homeostasis; ammonium transmembrane transport
Cellular component (GO): plasma membrane
Molecular function (GO): ammonium channel activity
Source: RefSeq, a predicted model, not a curated record